Argentina anserina (silverweed cinquefoil) is the source of this 2042-nucleotide messenger RNA. RefSeq names its product transcription factor HHO6. Bases 202 to 1392 code for a protein of 396 amino acids. NCBI's taxonomy places the organism in Eukaryota, Viridiplantae, Streptophyta, Magnoliopsida, Rosales, Rosaceae. Gene Ontology annotation, biological process: regulation of DNA-templated transcription. The record is from RefSeq and is a predicted model, not a curated record. Gene Ontology annotation, molecular function: DNA-binding transcription factor activity; DNA binding. The transcript is spliced from 5 exons.
UCUGAUUUCCCAAAUACGCAACUCACUGUAUAUAUCUUGUCUAUAUAAAUAGCCCUUCUCUAUUUCUGAUUCUCGUUUUUCACCUCUCAGUUUCUCUCCGGUGUUGAAUCACACAACCAGAGCAAAAACGUAAAACAGAGGAAUAGAGAUAACAGAACCAAACAACAACGUUAGAGGAUCUGAAAUCUUAUAUUACCAAACAUGGGUUCGGUUCCUCCUGAACUGAGCUUGGACUUUAGACCCAGUUUUGUUCCGAAAACGAUCACUGAUUUCCUCAGGGAGGUUUCUUUGAUCGGAAAUGUGACGCAGAGGCUAUCGAAGCUUGACGAUUUCGUCAAGCGAUUGGAAGAGGAGAUGAGGAAGAUCGAUGCCUUCAAGCGCGAGCUUCCUCUUUGCAUGUUCCUCUUGAAUGAUGCAAUUCAAGCUCUGAAGGAAGAUGCAAUGCAAUGUGCGAAGCCAAAUGUCCAACCAGUGUUGGAAGAAUUCAUACCGUUGAAGAAAGAUUGUGAUAAAAAGACAGGAGAACUCAAUAAUCUUAAGAAAGAAAAAGACUCUAGGGAUAAGAAGAAUUGGAUGAGCUCUGUUCAGCUUUGGAACACUGAUAAUUCUCAUCAUCCAACUAGUGAUUUCCCUUCUGAUCGAAAGCAAGGUUCUGAAAUUGAAUCUAAGAGAAAUGAAACCAGAAAUGGGAUAGCAAAUGAGGAUCCAUUUCAGACAUGUAGAAAUAGGAAUGGUGGAAGAGCAUUUAUGCCAUUCAAGGCAUACCCUGCCUUUUCUGUCACACCUGUGAGGAAGGAAGAUAAAGAGGAUUUGACAGUUCACGGAUUGUCUUUGCUCACCCCUGGAAUCAAGAAUCCAAAGGAAGAAUCAGCUUCUAGUGGUUCAAGAUCCACUUGUGGAAGGGCAGUCUCCUUCUCUGCUGUCAAUGUUCAAUCCAAUAUGAGGAUUUCGCCGCAGCAGCCAACUUCCCGGAAACAGAGAAGGUGCUGGUCGCCGGAGCUGCAUCGGAGGUUCGUGAAUGCUUUGCAGCAACUUGGAGGUUCACAAGUUGCCACUCCGAAACAAAUUAGAGAACUUAUGCAGGUUGAUGGCCUGACAAAUGAUGAAGUGAAGAGUCACUUGCAGAAAUACCGACUUCAUACAAGAAGAGUUCCAGGUGCCAAGUCCGUCGCUUCCAAUCAAUCUGUAGUUGUUUUGGGGGAUCUGUGGAUGUCCCAAGAUCAAUAUGAUAACUCUUCAAAGGCUAAUAGUUCUCAAUCUGGCUCACCCCAAGGCCCUCUCCAGUUGGCCGAAAAUGGUGGUGAUGAUGAAGAAGACACUGAUGAUGAUGCAAAAUCUGAAAGUCAUAGCUGGAAAAGUCAUAUCCACAAACCUGGAAAAGAUGAUUUAUAGAGUUUAUUCACCAUCAAUUUUGCAGAUAUAAAUUAUACAAGGGAGGGAGCUAAUGAAUAUAAAGAGAGAAAUAAUACAUUAUACAUAAAAGGGGAAGGAUGUUGAGAGAGACUGAAACAUCGGCUUUCAAAAUUUGCAGGCUUAGUUUUCCUUCCCUAGCGCCUUGAAUAUGAGUCUCUGAAAAAUUGGUGUAAGAGUUGUUUCACCGAUGCUCAUGUUAUGGAAGAAACAGUGCCAUUUUCCAACAUCUCAGCACAUAAUUUUCAUGGACAAUGUUUUGAGAUGUGUAGCGUAUUACGGGUCUCUUGGAUAGGCUUUUGAGCAUUCAGGUGGAACAAGUCAAUCAUGCUUUGAGUUUUAAAGUCAUCGCAGAAGAAACAAGGGUAUUUCUACAUGAAGUUCAUAGUUUUCAUGGAACUUUUUUAUGAGUUUUGAAGUCCAAGGAAGGAACAAAUGCAAUUUUCUUGCAAGUUCAUAGUUUCCCUGCAAUUUCUUUGUUUUAGUGAUUUCAAGCCCUUUGUAUCAUUUUAGGUAGAACAAUUCAAUCAUGAUCUUAUCUUUGAUCUAGAUGGACCCCUUUUGGGAUCUAUGUUCCCUGCAUUCUAUUGAAAUAUUGAGCCUGCAGCCUGGUCAUCCCUCCUUAUCUUCUA